UUGUCGAACACAAUGAUCCAAAGUUCAGUGACAACAGUGAUCAUUCAAAGAAUAUAACAGCUAGGUACAGUAUAACUACGUCACGACAACAUUACAAGGACAAGCAAGAAUGUCUGCGAAAUCUCUUACCAUUUCAUCACGGGCGUUAUUGCAACUUGUGAACCGCGCUGCGAAACACGGCUCUCGGCAUGGACGCUCCGCAGUCGAGAGGCGGCCGUCUGUCAGGUCGUACUAUGGAACCGCAAAGGUGAGCUGCGCUUCCACCGACCCGGUCUGGACAGUGGACCUCCGGAGUGACACGGUUACCAAGCCCGGACCAGCGAUGCGGCAAGCCAUGGCCGAGGCGCAAGUAGGGGACGAUGUUUUCGGCGAGGACCCGACUGUAAACGAACUCCAGCGUCAGGCAGCAGAUAUAUUUGGGAUGGAAGCAGCAUUGUUUGUGCCUUCGGGGACCAUGAGCAAUCUGAUUGCCGUGAUGGUGCACUGCAGAGAGAGAGGAGAUGAGAUGAUCGUGGGAGAUCUUUCCCAUCUUCAUAUCUAUGAACAAGGAGGCAGUGCACAGCUGGCUGGCGUUCACUCCACCACAGUCGCCACCCUCCCAGAUGGGACCUUUGACCUGGGGCAGCUGGAGUCCAAGAUCCGUCAUGGAUACCCUGAUGCCCACUACCCGCGCUCCCGCCUGAUCUGUGUGGAGAACACCCACAACAUCCAGGGGGGGCGUGUGCUGCCCCUCUCUUUCCUUCGGGAGCUGCGUUCGAUGGCGGAUCGGUACGGCCUGGCGGUCCACAUGGACGGGGCGAGGGUGAUGAAUGCGGCGGUGGCCCAGGGCGUCCCUCCCCCUGUCAUUCUGCAGCACUGCCACACUGUCAGCGUCUGUCUGUCCAAGGGACUGGGGGCACCGGUGGGCACCAUGCUGGCAGGACCAAAGGACUUCAUUCAGAGGGCAGUGCGUGCCCGUAAGGCACUGGGUGGUGGAAUACGCCAGGCGGGCAUCCUGGCAGCAGCGGGCACCCUGGCACUGACGAAAAUGGUGGGCAGGUUGGAGGAGGAUCACAGGAAUGCUAAGGCCUUCGCCCAAGCAUUGCUGGAAUGUGACCCGCCUCUUUACCAGGUGGAUAAGGCUGCCGUGGAGACCAACAUCUUGCGCUUCAGUCUGCGUGACCCCCUGCUGACCCCCGCUGAGUUCUGCAGGCGCAUGGCGGAGGUGGACGAGGGUGAAGUCCGGGCGCUGGGGCGGGGCGUCCGUGUGCUGAUGUUCCCCCACGUUGGCGGCUCUGUCAGGGCUGUCUGGCACUUGGAUGUCACCGAGGAAGACACCCAGCUGGCCAUCCAGAAACUGCACCUUGUGGCCCAGCAGCAUGUGGAAGAGCGCCACAGGGCCCAGUGAAGCCCGGGACUCGCCUGGCUAUGCUCACCCCAGCAAAGAGCCUGGAACUAGGAGAAUAUGUUCCCCUUACAAUUCACACAGUACAGAGAACAAUCAGCACCUUCUGAUGGAUGAAUGCAACACAGCAAUGACUAUGGAAUCAUGACACAGACUCUUUUCUUGUACCAUUGUAGAAUUUUGGGUUUGGACUUUGAGUGCUUGUGUGUG
Messenger RNA from Megalops cyprinoides (Indo-Pacific tarpon), 1594 nucleotides. It is a transcript of the gene tha1, whose product is annotated as threonine aldolase 1. The record is from RefSeq and is a predicted model, not a curated record. Gene Ontology annotation, cellular component: cytosol. The coding region runs from base 110 to 1387 and encodes 425 amino acids. Lineage: Eukaryota; Metazoa; Chordata; Actinopteri; Elopiformes; Megalopidae. The transcript has 7 exons. Gene Ontology annotation, molecular function: L-allo-threonine aldolase activity. Gene Ontology annotation, biological process: glycine biosynthetic process; L-threonine catabolic process.